AUGGUGCCCAGCACCAUCGAGGAGCCGAAGAGGCUUAGCCACGCACACAUCGAUGGCGAAAGCGGGCGGACAGUAGCCUCUAGGACACGUAUGCGCGAGACGGCUGUUAUCGUUUCCCUUGGCAAGGGCCGAGGCGUCUCUCCGCUGUGGCCAGAGCCUCAAACCCAUAAUGCGCAUCUGAGCAAGAACGACUAUCAAGGCUCACACUCGAUCGACACAUAUGAUUCACCCAUUCUCCAAAUUUCUAGCUCCCCUUACGUGUCGGGUAGCCGUCUAGAUGCUGGCUCGACGAGUUUGCUCGUACGACUAGAGGGCACCACCCAUCUCGUCAACCUCAUUCCUAACCCCGAGUUCAUCGCCACCUCUUCCUCGGCCCCAAUUUCUGUCAAACGGGUGGCAGAGCUCGGCCAAAACUCCACUGAUAGGCGGCGACAUGUCGACGUCGCGAUGGAUCCUUACAGCUGGGGACGCGCCGCGAUCGUCGACGAGGGGGGUGGCGUGUGGCUUUGGUGGGAGGAGAAGGAGCUCUUCAACGGACGGCUAGCCAAAGUCACUAAGCUGGUCAAACUACGCAGUUCUGUUUCAGACGCCAAGGACGACUUCUUCCGUGUCGCUUUCGGUGUCCGUCCCGACACGCUCCUUGUCUUGUCCCGCCACAGCAUUGUGGAGAUCGACACUUCUCCAGCCCCUAUUUCCAACCGACGCAUCAUCACACUGUUCUCCCUCCAAGAUCCUUCCGAGACUUUCACUGCGAUUGGACGAUCGUCUUCACUACGAGGAGGUGGUAUCAUCUACGUGUGCACAACGAAGCACGUCCUGUGGAUCGACCCAAGUGGGACACAGUCUCCAUUGAUGCGAUGGCGCCACGAGUUGGGAGGCGAGCAGGAUCAAGACUUGCGCUUGGUCGUGGUUUCAUCAGAGGACGCUCCGGCCGUUGGCGGCGAGACGGUGCUUGUGUAUCAACCAUCAUCCGGGCGUGUCCAUGGCACGCUCACACUCACAUUCGACAAUGGCCUCCCAGCGCUCAUAUCUGACCCUUGGGUACUCUCAGUACCUCAGUCGGGCGAAAUCAACACCCUCGUCGGGUUCACGCUCUCUCCCUCGAAAUACAGAAAGACCGACGGGGCGGUGAUGCUCGUCUCGACUGGCAACGACACGUUCAGCGUCAGCAAGCUCUCUAUGUCGCAGGACAAGCGAUUCGACGAUGAGAGCUCACAGUCAAGCUAUCCGCAUAUUGACAUUCCAUCCCUAGCAAACGGUCUGCCUGCCACAGAGCCGGCAGCCGGUACGACGUCAUCCAAACAUUUGGCUAUCCCGGGCCGGUGGGCAUGGUUGUCCAUCAAUGACGAGACAGCCACCCCAUUGCUGGAUCCUGCGGAGCUCAGCGUGUACCUCAAGGAUCCCAAGGAUCAUUUGGACACAGUUGCAACUCGUGCAGAGCUUGUACGUGCAGCUGCGUAUCUAAAUCCUCCGACGACGCGCUCUCAUGUUUUGCGAGGCGUGAAUUACCAAGAGUCGUUCUCGGCCAGUGACAUCGCGAGUGCCACUCUAUCCUCCCACGUCGAGUUCUCCGCCACCAACGGUACGCUUCUUGGGGAUGGUGUCGGGGAGCUCGCCGCAUCAACUCCCAAACGGCAUAAGGAGGCAGAACCUCGUGUACCCGACCGACCCUCGCCGGCCACAGGCGCACGAGUGGAAGCCCUCUCGGCGCUCCACAUCGCCUAUAACCUCGCCACUGAGGCGCGACCGUACGGGCCCAUCUGUGCGCCGCGUCCCGUCUCAAUCAACGGUCCCUCAGGUAGCGGGCCGCCCUCUCAGGUCCCCACACAGAGACGUGGCAGUCCUACUUUUGGUCGGACGCCAUCGUCUCCCACUGCCCUCAGUGACCCCGAUACCUUCCCGCAGACCCAGAUCGAGCGCGGAGCGCAUGGUGCACGUCCGGAGGCGGCAACCAAGGCAUCGAAGAAGAAGGUGACCAAGCGCCGACAUGGUUUCUAG
Cutaneotrichosporon cavernicola is the source of this 1998-nucleotide messenger RNA. RefSeq lists its product as uncharacterized. Bases 1 to 1998 code for a protein of 665 amino acids. NCBI's taxonomy places the organism in Eukaryota, Fungi, Basidiomycota, Tremellomycetes, Trichosporonales, Trichosporonaceae. The transcript is spliced from 10 exons. The record is from RefSeq and is a predicted model, not a curated record.